Ciona intestinalis (vase tunicate) is the source of this 603-nucleotide messenger RNA. Lineage: Eukaryota; Metazoa; Chordata; Ascidiacea; Phlebobranchia; Cionidae. The record is from RefSeq and is a predicted model, not a curated record.
AUGUAAGUUCGACCACUUACGACAGCAAAGAGCAAAAACUAAGCGGGUACCAUAAAAUGUCAGUCUCGUUCUUUUUCCAACAUCGAAGCUUGAUUCGUUGAAUCAUGGCGCCAAGAAAGGCUAAAGUCGAGAAGACUGAGGAAGUUGUACAACUCGGCCCACAAGUCGCUGAAGGUGAAAAUGUCUUCGGAGUUGCCCAUAUAUAUGCGUCAUUCAACGAUACAUUCGUUCAUGUCACUGAUCUAUCUGGCAAAGAAACAAUUGUACGUAUCACCGGUGGAAUGAAAGUGAAGGCUGAUCGUGAUGAGGCUUCUCCUUAUGCUGCUAUGUUGGCUGCACAAGAUGUUGCUGCUAGGUGCAAAGAGAUUGGAAUCAACGCCCUCCACAUUAAGUUGCGUGCAACUGGUGGAACCAGAACCAAGACUCCAGGACCUGGUGCACAAAGUGCACUCCGUGCUCUUGCCAGAUCUGGCAUGAAAAUUGGACGCAUUGAGGAUGUUACUCCAAUUCCAUCAGACCACACAAGAAGGAAGGGUGGCCGCAGAGGACGACGUUUGUAAAUUGUCGUAAAAAUAUCGAAAUAAAUCGAAUGCGUGCAAUUUG